UGUUUUGUGUUGCGCUCGUUACACGCAGCUUCAUCAGUCAGUGGCGGAAGUGUUGUUGUUGUUGUGUUGUUGUCUCUCAGGAUGCUUCUGGAGAAGUUUCCCGCGGCGCUGUGUGUCGUGGCGCUGUGGUGCGGCUGGGUUCGGUUCGCUCUGGGCUGUUCUGGGCUGCUGCUGUGCCGCUCCUGCGGACAUGAGGUGGCGGAGGAUGCGGACCUGAGGUUCGUCCCCAGCCGCCUUGCGCUGUCGCACCGGAACCACACGUUGCUCGGAGGGAAGCGCGUCUCCGUUCAGCUCUUCGAGAAUCCGCAGGGCUUCCAGUUCGAAGUCGUGACCUUUACGCGCGCGGAUGUGCUGAAGCACUGGCCCGCAGACUCUCACUUCAGCUGGUAUCCGGGUCACGCGUGGACCGUCGCCACCUGCCCGCGUUGCAAAACACACCUAGGUUGGGCGUUCCAGCCCAGUGAUUGGCCCAGGACGGUGACCCGAGAAGAGUUUGACGGUUCGGACCAGACAUUUGUGGCGCUCAUAAUCGACAGACUUCUGCAGGAACACUUUGCGUCCACGCUGCUGAUGACACCAAAAUCUUUUAGAAGUUGACGAUUAGCCAAACCACACUUGAUGCCAUUUAAUAAAGAUAUUUCUAUGGGUAACAUUAAA
Messenger RNA from Carassius carassius (crucian carp), 657 nucleotides. RefSeq lists its product as uncharacterized. The transcript is spliced from 2 exons. The record is from RefSeq and is a predicted model, not a curated record. Bases 82 to 597 code for a protein of 171 amino acids. Lineage: Eukaryota; Metazoa; Chordata; Actinopteri; Cypriniformes; Cyprinidae.